AGAAGGAGGAGGAGGAGGAGGAGGAGGAGGGAGGGCGCCGGGCUGCGCUGCGCUGCUAGUCUGGAGCGGAGCCUGGCAGCGGCAGGAGCGGCGGCGGUGGCGGCGGCGCGGGGGUGAGGAGGAGCAGCCGGAGCCUGCUGGACGGAGGCAGCCCCGUCCCCCUCCCCUCCCCCUCGCCUCUUUCUUUGUGCGCAGGGCAGGGGCGGCCCCGAUCCAUGGUCAUGGGCGACAAGAAGAGCCCGACCAGGCCGAAAAGGCAAGCCAAACCUGCAGCCGACGAAGGCUUUUGGGAUUGUAGCGUGUGCACCUUCAGGAACAGCGCCGAAGCCUUCAAAUGCAGCAUCUGCGAUGUCAGGAAAGGCACUUCCACAAGAAAACCUAGAAUAAACUCUCAGUUGGUGGCACAACAAGUUGCCCAGCAAUAUGCAACCCCACCACCGCCUAAAAAGGAGAAGAAGGAGAAAGUGGAAAAACAAGACAAAGAAAAACCUGACAAAGAGAAGGAAAUUAGUCCAAGUGUUACAAAGAAGAACGCUAACAAGAAGACUAAACCAAAGUCAGAUAUUGUGAAAGAUCCUCCUAGUGAAGCGAACAGUAUACAGUCUGGGAAUACUACAACAAAGACCAGCGACUCAAAUCACACUUCAAGACCCAGACUGAAAAACGUGGACAGAAGUACCGCACAGCAGCUGGCAGUCACAGUGGGAAAUGUCACAGUAAUCAUCACAGACUUUAAAGAAAAGACUCGCUCCUCUUCCACAUCGUCUUCUACAGUGACCUCCAGUGCAGGAUCAGAACAACAGAAUCAGAGCAGCUCGGGCUCUGAGAGCACAGACAAGGGCUCGUCCCGCUCCUCCACGCCAAAGGGGGACAUGUCGGCAGUCAACGACGAAUCUUUCUGAAAAUUGCACAUGGAGUUGUGGAAACUAUGAAUCAGGGUAUGAAAUUCAAACACUCCACCUGCCCAUGCUGUUCAAAUCCUGGAGAGCCUCUUCUGUGCUUGAACACACACUUUCUCGGACAUCGACCUCUUACUGAUGCAACCAGGAUAAUUUCUGCUUGCCGUGGGCAUUUGGCCACCAAGGAAUUUCUCACCCUAACGAUUACUCUUGACACUUUUAUGUAUUCCAUUGUUUUAUAUGAUUUUCCUAACAAUCAUUUAUAAUUGGAUGUGCUCCUGAAUCUACUUUUUUAUAAUAUCUGCUGUGCACAAUUUUCCAUGAACAUUACAACUUUUUGUUUUGGGGUAGGGAGUGGGUGGGGAGGGAAGGGGGCUUUAUUUAUUGCAUUCACAAACUCCAUCCUCUUUCAACAUAUCCUUUUUAAGUUCAGUUCUUCUUCCAGUUAUACUGUGUACUAUCAGUUUUGAUAUAAAUUAUAUAUAAAUAUAUAUAUAAAUAAAUAUAUAUAAAGGGUUAUUUGAAACCAAUACAUGGAAACGCUGGUGCUUGAAACACUGUGAAGUGAAAAAAAAAAAAAAAAAAAAAUCGAACAGUUCAAGAUCUGGGACAGUCCCCUUCUGUGAAAGUACUGAAACUGAAAUGGAACUGGUCUUAGGUGAAAAGUGUUCCUGAAGGUUUGAACCUGGAUGGGACCCGUUCUCUCUAUCGUUCCUUCCCCGUUUCUUCCCUAAGCAAUGGCUAAAACAUACUGGACACACGGUUUUGAUUUUUAUAGCUUGGGAUCUGAAAUGAGAAAAGAUUGCUCCAGGUAGCUUGUAUUUCCAGUAGGGUAACUCAGAUCGGUGACGUGCCAGUUCGUGCCCAGCUGGAGCGUAAGCCUUCACAACCAGACUGGUGUUGGCAUGCCACGGAUUCGUGUAUUUUGGUAACAUGAGCAUCGCUAUGUCGUGCAUAGCCAAUCCCACAGACGUUUGGUGUUCUUAGAUUUAAUGAAUUUCAUCCACCUGCAUCGGUGACCGAGGUACCUUUAGAACUGGAGUGGUUUGCUUUUGGGUUGGAAGGCAGCAGGGAGCCGUAGGGCUGGGAGCGAUCGCGGGUUGAGGGAAUAAGCUGGUGCUUGUUCCAGCCGGCGCCACGUGGGUCGGUCGUCAGCCCCCUUCCGUCUGUCCCGUCCGUGCUGUUGGGGUGGCUCUUCUCCUUGAAGUCCAUCCGUAUCCCAGGAGUGGUUUCCGAACAGCACUUUGUCCGGUGAUAACGUCGGGCUUGUCAGUGUUUGGACGCUUCUGGGUCUCCUGCUGUGGGAGCAAAAGUAGGGAAAAGCUUUCCUGCUGGCAAGUGAGCGACGCCCGUGGCUCAUGCUCAUGACCAGCAUCUCCUUCGUUCUUGCUCUAAAGCUAUUCAGACUGUAAUUUCUUUUCCUGGCCUGUUAGUGUUACUUUACAGUUUACCUUCCAUGCAUUAUCCUGCUAAAACACUAGGUUGAAGAGGUAAAACAAAACUUUUUAAAAAAAAAAAACAAACAAAACCCAAACCUCUUCGGCUUUUCAUCUUUAUUUAGUGGCCCCAGGGUGCUUUGCAGUAAUUUCGGGCGCAGAGGCUGUGGCUUCAUUUGACAUCAAAUGCAUAACUUUUGGGCAUGAUGAAAGAGGGCCACAUUUUGACAACUUUGUGCCAGCUUGUUAUAUUGUGAAUUAUUUGCUUAGCAAGAGUAACUUCUCUUUGUGGAGGCAACUGAUUUAAGAUUUCUUUUAAAAUCUGUGUGGUUUUGAGUAGCAGACGUAGGUUCCUUUCACACUGGCGACAAAAAUGUGUAAGGGAUCCAUUGCAACCCCUGCUCGAAGGUACGUGCAGUGGCAGUGCCUUUGCAGCAGUGGUUUUAUUCUGAAUACGUUAACGUGGGCACCCCAACUUAAUUCUGCUUAUAUUCACAGUAUAGGCUGUAUUUACCUUUUUAAGCAUUUUUAAAGUAUUUAUUAAAGAACCAAAGGAAACCAGAUGCUUCCUAUGAGCAUCAAGACAAUUUAUUAUACAUAGUUUUAAAUACUAUGAAUUUCUCAAUCCACAUUUUAACAUUAGUGGGAUAUUGCAAAGACAUUCCUUUUCCAGUUUUUACUAUUCCUUUAAGGGUCUCAGGGAGGGUAAACUGGUCAGCCAUAUUUAUUUAUUUUACUGAAAUGUAUUGGAAUAAUUUUUUAAGAGAGAUUUUUUGAAGAUGCCCCUGAACUUGUAUAUUUUGCACUGCUUUAUAAAUGAUCCAUUAUCAAUUAGGCUUGCGUGCAUCUCGGCCGUGAUCCAGCGAAGAAUGUGAGCGAGGUGCGAGUCCCUCUGGCUUCAGUGGGGCUAAUUCUGGUGCUUCAAGUCAAACCGUGCGCUUGCCUUCUUCGUUGAAUCUGGGAAUUUGUGCAAAAAAAAAAAAAAAAAAAAAAAAAAAAAAAAAAAAGCAUUGUGUGUACCAGGAAAUUGCUUCUUUUUCAAGUGAAAAUGGACCUGUAGAUCAGUUGAAAAAGCUUUAACGCUGUGACCAGCUACUCAUGGCUACUGGUAAAGUCGGUAACAUCUGUCUCUGGCCGUGCCUCCUUGAUAAAGUAGCUUGCUAUAAAUAAGUGGGAAAAUUUCUUUGGAACAAGCGACCUGUAAUUCUGCAUUCAGUAGAAAUUGCUAGCUAAGCAUUGAACCUCCCCAGCCUCAUCCGUAGCUGUUGUGUUGUGGAUUUGAAGGAUAGCGUUUGCUUUUACACUUAAUUUCUGAAGUUGGCAUCCCCGCGGCAUGUGUCCACGGGUGGGAUUCCCUUCGCACUGUGUCCGUGGGUUAUCCCGCUGUUGGUGGGGAGCGUGUUUAAGAACCAAACCAACCAAAACACUAGUGUAGGGGAAGGACCAGAUUCGUGGUGUUCAGUGGCACAGAAAGCAGGUAAGUAAAGCACAGUGUUACGUUUGCGAAGUUUCAACUCUUACACAGACACACACACACACAGACACCAACACAGCUUGCCUGACUUGCUCAGUUUGAUGUAGUUCUGCAAAGGAAAAAUGACAGCAUUUUAUACCACCAGGCUAUUUAUUUUAAUUGGAACACUUUGCUUGUUUCAAAUUGGACAGAUUGAAAAUUUGGCAGCAGCUUCCGUGAGUUUAUUUCCACUGAGAUGUUUUCACCUGCCUUACCAAGAUCAUUCUCAGUCUACUUUUUUAAGCUCUACCAUAAACUUAAAUUAUUGAAAAUUUAUUAAUUGCUGACUAUAUAAUAACCUUUGCUUGUAUGUAACCGAAUGGUUUUAAGAGCCAACAUUUAGAGUAUGACAAUGGAGCUGAACAGUUUUUAAUGCGCAAGCAGUUCUGUUCUUGUGUAUGACUUGUAACCUUAAUUUACUGUGUAAAGAUGGUUACAUUAUUUCCUUAGCUUUGUUUGUUGGAGACAAAUAUAGAAUGCUUGUUUAAGUAUGUCAAAACAUAAUCUUAUCUUGUGGAUUUUUAUGUUAAUGUAUUAUACGAGCUAUAUUUUUCAUUUGCCCAGAAAGACAGCUUGUAUAACGCUUUUGAAAGUUUUUCCGCUCUGUAAAGUCUUUAGAGCUGACAGUCCUGUUAGGUUUGUUUUAAUCUUCAUGCUAAAGUGUCAAUGGUGGUUUUGUGAACUGGUCAGAAAUUCACAGGUCUUAAAUGUUUUUGGGAAAUUUAUAUUGGACACUGCUCUUUGUCUAGCAAAUAAAAGAUGUUAAUAUAUUCCUGUUACUGGCAUGUGCACGACUGUUAUUAGAAGCCACUUUAUCAUUUUCCUGCUUUAAAUAGAAAUGUCUAUUUAUGAAUUCUGCUUGUAGUUUUUUCACAAAUAAAAUAGUAAAAUUUAA
Aquila chrysaetos chrysaetos is the source of this 4743-nucleotide messenger RNA. It is a transcript of the gene RYBP, whose product is annotated as RING1 and YY1 binding protein. NCBI's taxonomy places the organism in Eukaryota, Metazoa, Chordata, Aves, Accipitriformes, Accipitridae. The coding region runs from base 216 to 902 and encodes 228 amino acids. The transcript is spliced from 5 exons. The record is from RefSeq and is a predicted model, not a curated record. Gene Ontology annotation, cellular component: nucleus. Gene Ontology annotation, biological process: positive regulation of DNA-templated transcription. Gene Ontology annotation, molecular function: transcription coregulator activity; DNA binding.